Didymodactylos carnosus is the source of this 1230-nucleotide messenger RNA. Lineage: Eukaryota; Metazoa; Rotifera; Eurotatoria; Philodinida; Philodinidae. The record is from the annotation of a GenBank genome assembly.
AUGAUGGCGCUACACGCAUUAGCAAAAAUAACGAAAUCAUACUUCAGUUAUCAGUUGAGGAAAGUUAUUACAUGUAAAGUGUCUGCAAAAGAUUUGUUACGACAUUUCGAACUUGUUAAAACCAUAACGGCUGUAAAGGAGAUUAAUCUAAAGCUGCUAACAACAAGUGGAAAAACAGCUGAAUUUUUAUUUUCACCUAGUGAUACAGCUGCAGACGUCUCUCGAUAUGUUUAUGAGAAUUGGCCUGAAUCUUGGAAUGAUGAAAAACACGUUGAACGUUAUGAAGUUUUAAGAUUAAUUUACCAGGGGCGUUUUUUACAUGGUAAUGUGACAUUGAGCGCAUUACGUCUACAAGGAAAAACCACCGUCAUGCAUUUAGUUCCGAGAGAAAAUCUUCCUGACCCUGUUGCUCAAGAUCAAAAACGAAAACAUAAAGCAGCAAAUGAGAUCACUACUAAUGUUCAGAAUCAUUCGACGGCAACAAAUAGUACUGGAACACCAGAAGAACGUCAAGAUGAAAUUAAUUCUAACAAUGAUGAUUUACAUAAAGAAUUGGAAGGUAUGGACAAUGAUGAACGAUUAGAGUAUGUGAAUAAAUUGAGUACAGUUAUAUUUGAUGAAAUAAUUGAAAAGAAAAAUGGUGAUCCAUCAAAAUGGGAAAGUUAUUGGGAAAAAGAUGAAAAUGAUAUUGAAUAUUGGAGUGAAAAAGAUAUACGAUUAGAUCCUGUUAAAGGUUUAUUAACAGCUGUUGAAAAUGGAAAGUUGGAACGUGUUAAGGAUUAUGUAGAAAAAAAUUUCAAUUUAUUAACGGCAACUGAUUCUGAUGGUUAUACGCCGUUACAUCGUGCAUCAAGUAAUAAUCAUAUUGAUAUAACAAAAUAUUUAAUUGAAAAAGGAGCGAAUGUCAAUUUGGAAACAAAUGAUAAAUGGACUUGUUUACAUUGUGCAUGUUUCUGGAAUAAUGCCGAUUUGGCAUCAUUAUUAAUACAAAAUGGGGCAAAUGUUAAUGCACAGACAAAUGGUGGACAAACAUCAUUGCAUUUAGCUGCUUCUCAAACAAAUCAUCGACAAGUAAUACAAUUAUUACUAAUGAAUCCAUUUAUCGAUGUCAAUAUAAAAAAUAAUUUGGGUGAAACAGCUGGAACAAUUGCAACACGUUCAAGUUCAAUACACUGUUUAUUUGAUUUAUAUACCGAUACUUUAAUGAAACUUGAACCAUCAAUGACAUGA